Molecule: messenger RNA, 1802 nt
Organism: Carassius gibelio (silver crucian carp)
Lineage: Eukaryota; Metazoa; Chordata; Actinopteri; Cypriniformes; Cyprinidae
Product: glutamate-rich protein 1
Exons: 6
Coding region: 275-1183 (302 amino acids)
Source: RefSeq, a predicted model, not a curated record
GAGGUCGGAAGUCUAACAACGCUAUGCAGCAGCACGGCGGGAUUUUCUUUGCAGUUUAUGGCUUAUUUGUGCGAUUUUCUUGCUCAUUUUCUUAUAUGCGUUACGUUUUAAAUCUAAAUUAUUAAAAUAGUCAUAAAUUAAAUAUGGUACUCCUGAGCUGCGUCUUGCCAUUUAUUACGGUUUACACCUUAUCCAAAAGUAUAUUGUAAUUAUAAGAAUGGUAUGGAAUUGUGUAUGCUCUUGAGGAAAAAGGUUAUACAUUUCUGCCGCUGAUAUGUCCCUCAGAAAAGAAGUAUUCCAGUCCAAGGUCCUGCAAAGACUGUACCCUGCUGCCCAGGAGCAGAGUAUACUUGCACCUGUGCCACCUGUAAAAAGACCUCAGUCAAUCCCACACAAGAAGUCAGGUAAUGAGGAGACUACAGCUGUACAAGGUAAAAAGCUCUACACUGUUCUUCCUCCUCCUGAAGGCUACCUCAUUAAUAGUGAGGAGGAUUUGGUCACACCAUCCAAUCCAGAUCCCACUGACUCAGAGGACAGCCCAGCCGAUGCUGAUGACCAUGAGUUAUAUAAAAAGAGGAAAAGGAGGAGAAAGAAAAAAGUGUUACCCAAUACCACAGAGGAAGUAUCCACCCCUGCAGCGGAGGGCGCUAUACUGGGCCAGACAGAUGCUGCACAUCCCAGUGAUGAAGGGGACACUGGAAGCUCAGUCAGCACAGAGCAGCUCAGCAAGAACAGAAAGAGGAAGAUGAAGAAAAAACGCCACAAAGAGAAAGUCCAAGCUCUUGGAUUGGUGCCUAGAGCAAGAGCUGUUGAAUUCACGUAUGCACAGAGAGGAGAUGGAAAUUCAGAGGAGGUGCUCGACUUCCUUCGUUCAACACAGGAGAUCUACCUCUCUGAUCUCAAAUACUCUGGGUCCGGUGUAGAAAGCGCCCCCUCUCUCUCCCUCGCUGCAGCAGAGGCUCUGUUCUCUCGUCUCUCAGGCAGGACGCUGCCCCCUGCUGAGAUCUCUAGGCUGUGUGGACUUAGGGCUGUACUGGUGAAGAAUGAAGGGCAGUUAAAAUCACAGCUGCAAGAAUUCAGACACACAAGCACAUUACCUGCAGAAGAGGUUUCAGUAGUCUGCACACUUAUUGAGUAUUGGCUGGCAGAGAUUCUGCCCAUGCAGAGACAGCCGAGGACAUGACGCCCCCAGAUUCAGCGCCUGAGAGGAAAAUGACUGAAUAACCAGCAGGUCCCUGAUUGUGAUAUCUCAUUAUAAAAAAAGAGAUCUUCAGUCAUGCUGUUUUAUAGUCAAGGAUUUCAAGAAAACCAGGAUCAAUCAGCUUCAGCAACUAUUUGAAUGAUGUACUUUAGUUUAUCUUGUCUUCACAUUAAUAAUUACUUACGAAAAAUAUUUUUUUUUUUUACACAUUCUCUGCUGCUCAUUCUUUCUUCGCAUGCCAUCAGUACACUCCCCGAGAAGUAUAUUACUGCACCACAAACAGUGUUGACCGUGACCGUGACUCUGGGUCAACGGUCUUCCUCAGCUCAUUAUGGGGAGUCUGUGGUUUAGCCUCUUAUCGGCUAAUUAUCUUAACAUCAGAACGUCAGCAGCUCCUCGCUGAUCUCACAGCUUGUUUGGAUCAUGACAUCUAAGCUUUAACAUCAUUUACCCAAACCAGUGCCUCAUUUGCAUUUUGUUUUUCUAUUCAAUUAGCUACUUUGGGUCAUCAAUGUGACAAUCCACUGUGACUAUCAGUGUGACUAGAAAAAUGUCUAUAAAGAUAUUUAUUAAAGUUUGAAUUCAAUUUGUGAAAGGAAAA